Molecule: messenger RNA, 2574 nt
Organism: Morone saxatilis (striped sea-bass)
Lineage: Eukaryota; Metazoa; Chordata; Actinopteri; Moronidae
Gene: tbc1d7
Product: TBC1 domain family, member 7
Exons: 8
Coding region: 247-1131 (294 amino acids)
Biological process (GO): activation of GTPase activity; negative regulation of TOR signaling
Molecular function (GO): GTPase activator activity
Source: RefSeq, a predicted model, not a curated record
GCCACCCGGAAGCGUUUCGAUAACAACAACAGCGGUUAGCAUGUAGCAGUCCGAGGAGUCGUCAGGUUUAUUCUUUUAAAUGUUAUACUUCGAUUACAUCCACCUAAAUGUCACAUAUUAUAUUAAUAUAUAAUAUUACCGCAACAAACGCGUCGUACUCGCUGUAGUUAACGUUUGCUUGUUGUCUGAAGCUGGAGGUAGAAACAGUGAAACACCACUUUAAGGUGUCACUGAGCAGGUCAAAGUAUGGCUGACGACCCUCAGAGAAACUUCCGCUCUGCAUAUUAUGAGAAGGUGGGCUUCAGAGGAGUGGAGGAGAAGAAAUCACUGGAGAUACUGCUCAAGGAUAAUCCUCUGGAUCUAGAAAAGCUGAGCACCUUCAGUCAGAGGUUCCCCCUCCCCUCCAUGUACAGGAUCCACGUGUGGAAGGUGUUGUUGGGCAUCCUACCUCCCCACAGUGACUCUCACACUCGGGUUGGAGGCUACAGGAAGGAGCAGUACCAGGACAUCCUGGAGGCUCUGGAGGUAAUGAGAUACAUCAACUCUUCCACACCCGCCACCCACGUCUACCUGCGCAUGUUCCAGCUGGAGAGCCAGGUGCUCCCACGGUGCUCCGAGACCUCCGCCCCGGAUGAAGAGAACGAGGACUUCCUCUCCAUCAGUCGAGCCAUGGAGGAGAUCGUAGAUGAUCCCAUCGACUGCUACUGGCUGAUCAAGUGUUUCGUCAAUCAGUUCCACACAAAGUUUGGAGACUCCGUUCCCCACCUGCCGAAGAGCCUGGAGCAUUAUCUGAGUCAGGAGGAGCCUCGGCUGCUGAACCAUCUGAAGAACAGCGGAUCCCUGACUCAGCUGCCCUACGGCCUCUGGUUCAGACGCUGCUUCGCUGGCUGCCUGCCCGAAUCCAGCCUGCAGAGGGUGUGGGACAAGGUGAUCAGUGGCUCCUGUAAGAUCCUGGUGUUUGUGGCCCUGGAGAUUCUGCUCAGCUACAAGAUCAAACUGUUGGGCAUCAACCGGCCUGAAGGCGUCGUCAAGAUUCUGUGCAACAUACCGCAGGAAAACACAGACGCCAUUGUGACUAAAGCCAUCGACUUGUGGCACAAAUAUUGCGGCACUCCGAUGCACGCUGUGUAGCCACACGGAGCUCCACACACACCUACAGGGGAACUACUUUCCCAGGAUGCACCUCUUAACUCCUCUGAGAGACUAACAGACUGUGGCGUUCGGUGUCAGUGGGGAUUCAUCUCUGCAUGACUGAACCGAAAACUCAUCACAGGCAACUUUCAGUAAGCCCGAGGAGCCGGGAGCCACUCUUUAUAUCGACAAGACGAUUCCCAGCUUUCAGCAGAGCACGUGGAAAGAAAUCGACUGCAUGAACACUGGAAACAGCUGCUACACGGAGCGGAUGCAAAGAAAAGAAACCUGUUUGGAAAAAGGCAAGGAAGCAUAAACUUAUUUUUUUAAUAAGUUUCUUUCUUUAAGAAACUGCAUACAUCAUAGAAGACUCACAAUAAAUUAAUACUCACAUGCAGUUUUUUCUGCUUUACAAAAAAAACAUUUGAAAAGUCUCGCUUACUUUCUUUACUAUGUACAAGUCUUAUAAUUCUGAGAAUAUUUUUCUCCCAAAACAUUUUUAAACAUACAAGAGACAGUCAUAUUACUGACGCUUGUACAUACAUACACACACACACUCAGACACACAGUCAUAACACACACAACAGAUCAACCAGUUCUCCCAAUAAUAUGGUCAGAAACCACCAAUUCAUGAACCUAACGUGGACUGUAAACAAUAAAAAACUCAUGUGGCAGGGUUUUCAUAUUCUGUACCGCCAAAGGUUCAUCUCAGACAAUAAAAAAUGAAAUAAAAAGUCUUCUUUCUUGUAGUUUGGCAGAGAGUUCGGCAACAUUUUACUGUGUCUACAGAUAAUAUUCUGUAUCAAAUGAAACUAGUUAAUUUGGCAACUUUUAAAUCCCUGUGUAAACAAUACUGUAGGCACAGUGACACAGUGCGUUACUGAACUCUCAACAGCAGUCACUCUGGGAUGCAUUCAAGAUCGCGACUUCCACAGCAAGUCAAGUUGCUUUGGUUUAAAAUGGCCGUCUGAAAAGGGUUUCUGAGCUCUUGAAUGCAGCCCAUAAACACGGACAAAUGAGGAGAAAAUCUGAAAUUAUUGCUCGGUUGAUUGGUGUGAAAGUGUUAGAGGAUAUUUGUUUUACUGUUACUGGCUUGCAGAGAGAAUUUGGGGAUUUUGAUUCGGAUUUUAGGAGAUUUUGGCUUAAGAUUCAGCUGCCUGCAACAGCAUAAGCUGUUAUAAAUAUUUUAAUUCCUCUGGCUAAAUGAGAUAAACGAUCAUCGAGUUGUCGUCUGUGGAGUAACAUUGUGCCAACACAAGCGCGCCCCCCAGGAAAGAUUAAGUCCAGCUGAGAACACGGUGAAAGGCAAGAAAACAAUCCCUGUGUAAAAAAACAGAAAAAUGAAGUCCCAUCUUCACCUCCUACCGUUCCCAUCCUCCAAAUCGGCACAGAUUGUGUUUGACUCCCAAAAGCAAAGUAAACAAAUCGCCACCUCUUCCUCAU